Podarcis lilfordi (Lilford's wall lizard) is the source of this 10821-nucleotide messenger RNA. Lineage: Eukaryota; Metazoa; Chordata; Lepidosauria; Squamata; Lacertidae. The record is from the annotation of a GenBank genome assembly.
AUGGGGGAAAACAGUCCUGAGAAUGUCAUCUAUUACAAAGUGGAGGAAGAUGACUUGGCCCAGGAUGAUAAACUGUUGUGGUUUGUGGACAAGAAUGGCCUUGUCCCAUCCUCAUCCAGGACAGUGUAUGACAGAACAACAGUCCUCAUUGAACAAGACCGAGGGCCAUUGGAGGACGAGGAGGAUGAAGGGCAGUGUGGGGAUCACUUGCCUUUUCUGCCUGAUGGUCAUGAGGACAGAUUUCCUUUGAUAGCUGACCAUGAAGGAAUGUCCCAGGGUUAUGUUCAGCACAUUAUUUCUCCGGAUCAGAUUCAUCUGACGAUCAAUCCUGGCUCAACUCCUAUGCCACGAAACAUUGAAGGAGCCACCCUUACUUUGCAGUCAGAGUGCCCUGAGACGAAACUGAAAGAAGUAAGUAGCAGACUCUAAUCUAAUCCUGCUCCUCUAUCGGGAGGCCUGUCAUAUGACUGUAUGGAAGCCUGUAUUGCUUUUUGUGUUGCAUUUAAAACUCACGGGGUCAGUUCUGGAAAAGUCAUCAUCCGAAAACGCCCAAGAAAACAAAUUUCCUGAUUCUGUAGUGUUUGGCCUUUUCCCAUACUUGUGUCAGAGAGGCCAUGCCUAAGCUGAUCCUGGAUGUUUUCACAUGUUGCUCUUCAGGUCAGGUUUAUACAAUACAAAAAUGCACUGUUACACUUCCAAGUAUCUUUAGGAAAAGGGUGAGCAGAGCUUCUCAGGUUUUGGGGGUGAGAGAGAGCAGUGGUUUCCCUUAUAUAGCAGGCAUAUAGACUUGCCUACUUUCCAUACUAAGCAGUGCAUGGUUGAAGGGAAGCUUUUGCUACUUUUUCAUGCUAUACGCCCUGCCUUGGGAGUUUUCACAAUAGUAGAACAUUAUCGCUAGGGCUGUGUGUGCCAUGUGUGAUUUUUUAAAUAAACGUUUUUGCACUAGGAUAGAAAAACAAAAAUCUAUGACCAAUAUACAUUAUUAAGGUUUGCGCUGAGUGCUACAUCCUGUAAUAAUGUAUAGUCAACACUGUGCAUAGGUGAGACAGAACAGACAAUAACGGAGAGAAGCUCCGAACUGUCUGAGUUUUGAUUUAUGGAUUAGCAGGAGGGUGUAUGCUUUAGAGAGGCAGCUAAGAGAUACUUCUUGACUUAAAUCUUGGAAUCACUCACAAAAUAAUGAAGAGGGCCUUUAGUUUUUGGAGUGCUGAUAAUGAACAAAAUUCCUCAAGCUUUAUUUUUUAUGAAUUAAUCUAUCUUGAAUUUAAGGGUGUUUUAUUUUUAUUUGUUCAAUUUAUAAACAAGCAAGCACAUACAUUGAAACUGGCUUAAGAUUUAAAAAACAGGAAAAAUCCUAUUUUUAAAAGGCAGGAUUUAAACGUUACACCCACUCAAAGCCACAGAUAAUUAAGAGCCAAAGUCCUAGCGAAAAAGAAUUGUUUUUGCCUGACAUUUAAAUCAGUUAUCAUACAUCCAGUUAAGGGAACCACCCAUUAAUGGUGCGUCAGUCUUAUCUGAAUUGUGCUUCGGUUUAUUGGCUCUCAUCAAGACCAUUACCAAGGCAAGACAUUGGUUCAGCACAUCCACUGCUGUACCCACAAAUGUAAAGGAGAAGUAGAACUUCUCUUAUAAGGAAGUAGAUUGAAACUUUGCACAAACAGAAUCCUGAGAAAGUGGGCUUAGCAGAUUGUUUCUGGCCCUUUGAAAUCGUAGGUUGCAGUUUUAAGUCUGCAGAUCUUAAAGCUGCUCUUUUGGUUUCAAUAUGACUGCCACAGUUUGGUUUGACGACUUCAGCCGUAUAUAAGCCCAGUACUUCUGCAGAUUUAGAGAAGGGCUGAAAGUUCAUUUGAUAUACCUUUUCCCUUCUCAAAAAAAAUUAGGAAUAUUGAGACUGACUUAACUUCAGGUAUAAUAGAUUAACUAUCUCUUUCUGCUGCUCUUAUGGAGGACAAAAUCCGCCAGGAGCUUCUAGUCUAUUGCCUUAUGUUCAGAUGAUUAUUGAAAGCAGCUGCUUGGGAAACGAUGGAAGAAGAAUACAUAUUUGUGUAUGUCUGAUAAUUACAGAAGGGGGCAGCAUUUAAUAACUUAUUCUGAAGGAAAACUACUGUUCACAUAUGAUUAUGACAGGGCCUUCUCCAUGCUGGUAGACUCCCAACUCCUAUGUCACCCCUGGCCAUUGAGCAGGCUGGCUGCUGGAAAUUAGAGUCCAGCACACAGGUGUUGUCCACCCACCCCGGUGUGAAUAAUACUUUGUUUAGUUGUAAAUUAACAUAACUUAGAAGUCACUGUUUGGGAAAUAUAUGAAUUAGUAUCAAUGGGAAACUUGAUUUGAUGCAUAUGCCCCUUUGUCAGAGUCCCAUGUGCUCCCAUGUGGCAGAGAAGAGCCGUGUGCACAAUUAAUUGCACAUUCUGUUGCCAACCAACUCAGACCUGCACAUGGAGAACAAGCGCACCCUGUGCCAAAGGGAGCUUCCUUUGCAAGUUGUGCUGCUCACUGCUUUGGGAACCUGGCCAGAACUACAAAGUCUGGUCAUCAACCCCACAGCUGGCAAUGGGAGUACAGGAGCAGCACAUGGCAACAUUGGCAAAAAACUAAGUUAAGCCACUGAAAUUAGUAAUGUUGCAUCAGUUGCCAAAAAAGGUCUCUGACCCUUCAGGUAUCCAGAAAGAUUACAUUCUGCGGUUGUGCCUGUUUGUAAGUGGCACCAAACUGGGCAAAGUCUGAAGAGCUGAAUAAAAUAUCUGAGCCUAAAGCACCGGCGACAAUCCAGGGUCCAUUGAGAAAGGGACAACAGUGGCAGCAGCAGGGUCUUUUCUCCUUGGAAACAGCACAGUCCACAAGGGAGUGAUAGCAGCUCAACCAGAAGGAGUAGCAGCAACAUCUGUGAAGAGGGAGUUGGGGAGUGCUUUGCAGGGAAUUGGGGGGUGCACUUCUCUGCCUUAGGCCUCUCAAAACUAGGCAGGAAUCUCUGGUCUCUCUUGUAAUAAUUUUAACCAUCUGCAACCAUUUCAGGAGUCUUUUUAGGUUCCAAAAUUUUGCAUGUGCAAACCCACAGGCUACAUAAUCCCUUAUGUUCAUUUGUUUUCUUCUUAUAACUAGCUUUCCUUUUCUUUCUUAUUUUUGAUACAUUUUGCAUGCUUUCUUUUUUUACCUGUAGAGGGAACAUCUUUAAAACCUUCCCCUACCUACAGGGUCUUUUUUUUUUGCAGCCAGUAUUCAUGAUGGGCCUUUGGCCUGAUCUAGCAGAGCUGUUUUUAUGGCAACUCUUGAAGUUAACAGUGGAACCCUUUAUGAUUCUUUGAUCAAGAAUGGAGACUUAAAGUACAUCAUGUUUCUGGCAGGUGAAGCGUUACCAGUGCACAUUUGAGGGCUGCCCUCGGACCUACAGCACCGCAGGUAACCUGCGCACCCACCAGAAGACACACCGCGGGGAGUACACUUUUGUGUGCAACCAAGAGGGGUGUGGAAAGGCCUUCCUAACAUCCUAUAGUCUCAAAAUCCAUGUUCGAGUCCACACCAAGGAGAAACCUUUUGAGUGUGAUGUCCAGGGUUGUGAAAAAGCCUUCAAUACACUGUACAGGUAAGAGCAGGAGCAUUUCCUCCUCUGUCUCUCAAGACAGUGCCUUAGUAUACACACACAAAUGAAAUGUCAAAGAUGUAACCACAAUGUUAAGCCCAAGGGCAACUAAGUUGUGGCUCUCCCAAUGUUGUUGGACCUCCAACUCCAAGUAAACCCCAGCAUGGCCAAAGUUCAGGGAUGAUGAGAGUUGUAGCCUAGCAACAUCCAGAGAGGGACCUACAGGUUAGCCACCCAUGCAUUAAGUGAAACAUCUUUCCUGGGGGAAAUACUAUUUUCCUUGCAGAAAUCUCUGUCUCACACACACACCAGUUCUUGUUAGCUCCUCCAAAGUUUAUUUCUCAAAGUCUAGUUUCCAAUUGAGAGGCUGCUGUUCUAAGCUGCCUGCAAGGGUUUUGGAGAGAAGCCUACUUGACUGCUAGGAAGGUGCUUGGACUACUGCAAUGCACUCGUAUGUGGGGCUACCUUUGAAGGUGACCUGGAAACUGCAAUUAAUCCGGAAUGCGGCAGCUAGACUGGUGACUGGGAGUGGCCGCCAGGACCACAUAACACCGGUCCUGAGAGAUCUGCAUUGGCUCCCAGUACGUUUCUCAGCACAAUUCAAAGUGUUGGUGCUGACCUUUAAAGCCCUAAAUGGCUUCAGUCCUGUAUACCUGAAGGAGCGUCUCCACCCCCAUCGUUCAGCCCAGACACUGAGGUCCAAUGCCGAGGGCCUUCUGGUGGUUCCCUCAUUGCGAGAAGUGAGGUUACAGGGAACCAGGCAGAGGGCCUUCUCGGUAGUGGCACCCGCCCUGUGGAACACCCUCCCAUCAGAUGUCAAGGAAAUAAGCAGCUAUCCUGUUUUUAAAAGACAUCUGAAGGCAGCCCUGUUUAGGGAAGUUUUUAAUAUUUAAUGCUGUAUUGUUUUUAACACUCAAUUGGGAGCCGCCCAGAGUGGCUGGGGAAACUCAGCCAGAUGGGCGUGGCAUAAAUAAUAAAUUAUUAUUAUUAUUAUUAUUAUUAUUAUUAUUAGCCGAUUUUGCUUCUCGGAUAGAAGCUGCUGUUUCCCUGUGCCUCCCUUGUUGGUGAGGCUCAGUUCAGAAGAAAGAGGCCUGUGGUAAUGGAGCCCACUUCUUUCCUCGUAGGUUAAAAGCCCAUCAGAGGCUUCACACGGGAAAAACAUUUAACUGUGAAUCAGAGGGUUGCAGCAAGUACUUCACCACACUCAGUGACCUGCGGAAACACAUUCGGACCCACACCGGAGAGAAGCCAUUCAGGUGAGCCACCUGGCUGGAGGCCCUGAUGAAUCCUGGGUCCUUUGUCAAGUCUUCUGCUGUAGAACAGGCCUGGUUUCUCCUAGCUUCCUGUCUGGCCCUACAUGGGGGGUUUGGACUCUUACUCUUGAGCCACAUGGCUUUUGACUCCUCUCUGGCCUGCAAAGUGUUGGUAUUGAGGCUUUCUUGCCCUGGGUCCACCUCUAGUGAAUGUCCUGUGUGUCUGGCAGGACCCAUAUAGCCUUUCAAAUACAUCAUCAUCCACCUAGUAUUUUUGUUGCCCUGUGGUUGUAGUCCACAUGUGGGGAACUGGUGGCCCUCUAGAUGUUGUUGGACUCCCACUUCCACCAGUCCCAGCUUGUGUUGCCAAGGUCAGGUGAGGAGAGUUGUAAUGUAAUGUAGCAACACCUGCGGGUCCCCACCACUUUGCUGCUUAGGAGGGAGAAUUUCAGCAGCAGUCCCAGUACUGCAGUAGUGGGAGAAAUCACCGGUGCAGGGUUUUCUCUCAUUGCAGGUCCUCAAAGGCCCAGGAGCCCUGCCCCGUGCUGAUGGUGCCCUGGUCAACCACUGAGCUCCAUCUCAGUGGGAUUGUGAGACUGCAUUGGCGGAUGUUCUGCUUGCUCUCUUUAAGUCUUCCCUAAGUUAUAAUACCAUGUUUAAGAGCAGGGCUUCCCUUCUGCAGAACUUUCCACUACCCUGUGUGCAGAUUAAUGCAUGGCCUGAGGCUGCUGGGAAGCAAGAGGUGUGAUUGGAACUGGUUUCUGCAUGAAGCUCCUUGCUGAUUUCUCCAUCCCUCUCCUGUAGGUGUGAUCAUGAUGGCUGUGGAAAAGCCUUUGCUGCAAGCCACCACCUGAAGACGCAUGUCAGGACCCACACCGGUAAGGCUGGGUCUAUUGAAUCUCUUUCCUGCUUCCUUAAUGCUAAGCAGCUGCAGCCUAGAUGUGGCCUCAUGGAGAAGAUGUUUGGCGCAGCUUGCCUGAUAGGUCUGAGUGGUUAGAUGAUGCUGACUCAAAAUAAAAGGCCAGUUAAAAGUUUAAUAAACUCAACCUUGCUGAAAGCAGCCCAGGAUAUCUUGGGAAGGAGAAGGGAGCACUUUAUGAGGUGACAGUCAGGCCACAUUAUUUUGUGUUGAAGCCUGCUACAUCAGGAUCUUGUACAAUGGGCUCCUGGGCACCCCUUACCCCUUACACACACUGAGCAUGGGAGUGUGAUUUAGUCUCUGGCUCAGUAUUAGCGAUCCUGGAGCUGCUGAGCAACAAGGAACCCAGAGGGUGUUGGAUGUGUACAAAUCCAUAGAUUUUUGCCAUUGUAGGUGAAAGACCUUUCUUCUGUCCCAGUGAUGGCUGCGAGAAGACUUUCAGCACACAAUAUAGCCUCAAGAGUCACAUGAAGGGACACGAGAAGGGGCCCUCCUAUGCUGUGCUGUCCAACAACAGCAUCUCUGAGGUGGGUGCCUUUUUCUCAGAGAAAAUGUCGUUAUUGGUGCACUAGAUAGCAUGGUGUGCCUUGGUGAGUGCCUGUCAGUAUCCAGAACUCUUGUGGAAAUCCAGCUCCUUUGGGACCUUUGCAGGUGAAAUUACAGAUUGUGGCAUGCAGAAAGGUAAUCUGCUUUUUCACACAGUGCAUCGUGCUGUGGAACGCUCUGCCACUCAAAGAGAUUGAUGGCUUGAUAUGAGCAACACUGUCUGUAUCUGUAAAAUAUGUUUUUAUGCUAAUGCUAUAAUCGUAAUGCUGGUGUUCUUGUUCUUAUGGAAGGCUAAAGAUGAGCCUAGUUAGAUGUGUAACGGAUUUCAGGAAUGCUGAUUUAUUAGGUUCAGAGAAAUGCUAGAUAGGGAAACUGAAUAUAAAUGCAGACUAGAGAAACUGAUGGGGGAAAGUAGCCCAAGAAGGGUUAGAAUUCCUGAAAAAGGAGCGGAAUCACAAAAAAUCCCAGUGAGACAGAGAAAUGGGAAACCUCUAAGAAAAUGAAUGCUUCUGCACAACAGUCUUUGUAAGGAGUUCAAAAAAAUGAAAAGGCAUGUCUAAGAAAUUGGAGGGGCAGGUCAUCAAAGAUGGGCACAGAUAAGUAGCUCAGACUUGUAGGGACAGUGUCAGAAAAGCCCCUGUCUGUGAUCCCAGAGAGUCACUGUUAGCCACAUAGACAGUGCUAUUGAUCAAGGGCCUGGCUCAGUACAAGGCAGUUUCCUCUUUUCCUGUGUCAUCCCAACAGCCAUAGUGAGGGCCUUUGUGAAUCCUUGGAGAUAAAUGGCAUUUGUUGUAGUUUCCUUCUGCUACCAGCUGCCUUUCUCAGUUAGUGAUCUGUGACAUUUCACAUAAAAUUUUUAAAGAAAGAGAUAGAAAAUGUAUUUGGGCCUAAGUCUCUGAUCACCCUCACUGUUGAUAAGUCAAGGACUGGUGCUCUUGAAGAGACUGGCAUUGUGGGGCUAUAACCAAGCUCAUAGUUGCAACUGCUGCAUUGCUUAAUGUAGGCUUCCUCUCCACCUCUGCAGGAUACAAACCACUCACUCUGUCUCAGUGACUUGAGCCUCAUGUCCACAGAUUCAGAACUGCGGGAUAAUUCAAAUCCAGUAAGUAUCUCUUCUGACAGCACAGUGGACAAUGUGGGUCAUAGAAGCAGCCUUCUGCCAUUUUUUAAAGAGCUCACCUUCCGCCAUUCCUGUGGUGGACUUCUGUGGUGUGGCUGGAAGUAAGCAGGCUUCUUGUAUCUCCCUGAGCCAGGUGCUUCAGGGAUGUCUGUUCUGAGCAAUGCAGCCUGAGUGUAUUGGUGGCCUCGUCACCAGGCUCAACCACAGACCAGCUGACUUUGCAUGCCUCACUGCUCCCUCCUUUCCCCAGAUGCAUGGACAAGACCUGAGUACAAUCUCACCAGCAAGCAUUUUUGAGUCCAUGUUCCAGAGUCCGGAGCCUCCUGUAAAUCAGGAAGACGCUCAGCACACAGGUACAAGUCUGCAUCUUCUCUUUCAUUUGCUCCAUAGAUCAUUAUUAAUCUUGGACAGCACAGAGAAUUUAGUGAACUGCCCCAAAAGCUUAACAAGUGGAGGCCUUGGUAGGCUUUUGGUGUCAGUUGUGCAGGGGUGUAUGGUUGGUGGGAAUUAUACGUGCUGCAUCAUACUAUAAUUCACAGAGCAAAGCUAAUGAAGAAAAACACUCUCUGGUAGCCCUGGGUGGGAGAAGAAAGGCCCAAAGGGGAUUAGCCUGUUUGAGGAAGCCUGAGAUGGACUGCAUUGAAUAAAAAUGCAGUGACUACAUAACGUUUGCUGCCUGUGGCUUCCAUGAGUCUCACCAGAGCUCAGACAGCAAGAGCAGUGUAUGGCCAGUGGGGCCUCCCUUUUGCAAAUGCCCAUGGGCCUUCUUGAUAUAAAAGCUGGUGCUGUUUCUGCCUGGGCUACCAUCCAGAAGUGUCAUGGCCACAGCUGGGAUCCUGCAUGAAGUGCUUUUCAGGAUCCUACUAAAGCUUUCUCACCAUAUGCUUCUCUUUUGGCAGACGCCUUGGUUAAAGAUUUUGGUGGUGAUGCAGACCCAGCCCCUGCUGCCCAGCCACCCCUCGGAGAAGCUGCUCCUUUGUCUCUUCCACUUGUUCUUCAGCUUGGCAUCUCUGAGCCUUCUCCCCCAGCACUGCUUCCUGCCUCCACUGGCACUCAGCAAGCAGCCUAUGGAACCCCUGCCGCUGUCCUCCAGUCUCCAGAAGUGCCUGCUCCUAAUAGCACACUCUUUGCACCCAACCCCCAGGACUUCCUACAGCACAUUCAGGCAUCUCCGCAGCCUGUUGGGAAUCCCCCUGUCCCAGCAGCAGCACCGAGUGUUGCUGAGGUCCUCCCCAGUGGGGUUCAGACUGUGCCUGUUGGAGGGAACUCUGUGCUGGCUGGCAGCCCAACCAUCACCAUCACCCCAUCACAAAGUGCAGCCAUUCUGCAGUCCAGCAUUGUCAUGGGAGAGCAAAACCUCCAGUGGAUUUUGAAUGGUGCCAGCAGGACCUCCCAGAACCAAGAACAAAUGGUGAGUGACCUGAAUCCCAUGCUCCAGCCCAGAACGUGUUAUGAAGAGGGAUUGAGGGCUCCAGCAGGUGGGGCAGAGCUGGUACUGCCCUGUUUCCAGAGUGGGCUGGGGUACUAAUAUACUGUUUGUUGAUUUCUGGACUUGGCCUGUGCUUUCAAAAGUCUUUUUUCUUUCCUUAUGCCAAAGCCACAGGCUCCAGUGCUGGAGAAGGUCUUCUUUACCACUGCCCUUCCUGUUGCCGGUAAUGCAGGUAAGUGACACAUCCAGGGAUCACAGUCUUCCCUUUCAUCACUGACACUCACAAGGGCAGAUGUUGAAUGGGCUGGAGCUUAUGUCAUGUCAGGCAGGCAAGGAGAACCCACCUGGGAAGGGGCCAUUGAGGAACUUGCCAUUAGCUUUCUUCUUUGGGGUGUAUUAGCACUCAGCAAGGGAUAAAUCCUCACCCCAGGGCAUCUGCUUCCCUCCGCUUCUCUCAGUAAGUGAAAUCAAGGGAAAUCCAUCACCUUCCCAUGUACUUGACCUGUGUGCGUCCCUCUGUCAUAUUAUUUCAAAUUUAUUUAUUCUUCAUGAAUAAAUUGUAUAAAUUCCAAAGGGAGCCCAGCCCAGCUCACAAGAAUAAAAUGACAUAAAAACAUUGUUAGCAUUGUUAAAAUAUUACAGAAAGCAAAUAAAACCAGCCAUGUACAAGCUUCAUAAAACUAUUGGCCAAAUGCCUGGAUAAAUAAAAUAAUUAUAUGUUUUCUGAAUGCAAGUAAAGGGGGGGGGGCUUCCUGAUUUCCCUUGGGGGGGGGGAGUUCCAUAACUGUGGAGGUGCCACCAAAAAUUCCCUGUGUCUCAGGUGCCUGUCCUUUGCACUGCUACUCCUAGUGAGGGGCCUCUUUCCCCAGAUCACUGGAUGGCACUGGUGAGGGCACUCUUAAAGUUACUUGGUUCUAUAUGUUCAUAUUAACCCCUUAAAUUGGGCCUAAUGGCUCAUGCAGCGGCCUGAGGAGUGAGAUGAUACAAUCUCCUGCCAUACUGGAAGAAAAAUUGUGAGAGCACCUUUUAGCUAUGAGUGACUGGGCCAUGUGAACUUUAACCCCAGGUUAUGGACUAACAGUUGAGCCAGAGAGAAUGAUUCAUUCCUCUCUGAGCAGAAAAUGGUUACUGGGUGACACAACCCUGCAGCCAGGUCGGCUGCUAGAGAGUCUGUGUCACCCUGUUUGGUUUCUGAUUCCUCCAGUUUUGUUCCAUCACCCGAGCUACUUCCUGUUGCCUCAGCCUCGGGUCAGGAAUGGGCAUACUUGAUCCCAGCAGCACCCAAGCUUUGCACCUGGUGUCAGGCAUGCAGAGGGAGAGAGGGAAUGUGGGGGAAUCAUGUCAUGUGAGAACAGGCUGGCAGCAGUGGUGGGUGGCAAAAUGUGCAUUUCUUCCCAUUAGCAUUUCUGUUGGGAAGCCCUGAGAGGUACAGAUGGACAGGCACAGGGGAGUGCUGGUGCCUCUGAACUGACUGUUGUUUGUCCCCAGGGAGCUCUGUGCAGCAGAUUGGCCUGAGUGUGCCCGUGAUCAUCAUCAAGCAGGAGGAAGCCUGUCAGUGCCAGUGUGCCUGCCGGGACUCAGCCAAGGACAAAGCCAGCAGCAGGAAGCAGAACUGCUCCUCACAGGGCUCCAAGGCAUCAGGGGAGCCUCCUGCGGCAGCACCAGCGCCUCCGCCUCAACCCUUUCCCAUCAACUUGGCUGCCAGCACCUCCUCUGCUGCUGCUGCUGCUGCUGUUGGUGCCACCACCACCCUCUCUUCCACGUUGCCUCCUUGCAAGCAAAGCACUCUGGCAGGGAACCCCUCAGACUCACAGAACCACUCCCUAAGUGCCAUGGAUGUCUCAGACUUCCUCUCUCUCCAGAGCCCCGAGGCUUCCGCCUCUGCCUCCUCCCCACUGAUUCCAAUUGAAGCCCUGCUACAAGGGGAGGAGGAGCUUGCCCUGGGCGGAGGCCGUGGUGGCAGCUUCCUCAAGUGA